AUGGACGAGAAUGGAUCUCUCUAUGUCACUGACAAUCAAAAACCUGAAGUGAGACGAUAUCGAAGAGGAGAAUCUCAAGAAACAGUGGUUGCAGGUGGCAAUGGAAGUGGAAAUCGUCUCGAUCAAUUCUUAUACCCACCCUAUGUAUUCGUCGAUCAAAAUCAUUCAGUGUACGUGUCUGAUUGUGGAAAUCAUCGUGUGAUGAAAUGGGUGGAAGGUGCAAAACAAGGCAUUGUCGUGGCUGGUGGUCAAGGACAAGGAAAUGGUCUUACACAAUUGGCUUGUCCUGAAGGAGUCGUUGUCGAUCAAUUGGGCACUGUCUAUGUGGCUGAUGAAGCGAAUGAUCGAAUCAUGCGUUGGCCCAAAGGAGCCACAGAGGGAAGUGUCAUUGUUGGUGGACAUGCUACAACAAUCAAUAAUAAGGAAAAAUUAUCUAGUUUAAAAUGUUUUUCGCUUCAUUGUGAUAGCACUACAGAUAGUUAUGAAAGAUCAAUUCUACCACUUCUAUAUCGAAUGAUCAAUUUAGAAAAACUUGAUUUACAUCUUAUGAUCCUAUGUAAUGAAGAAUUUGUUGAUAGUAAUGAUUUGAAGAAAAAUAUUAUCAAUCGAAUACCAGGAUUAAAAAAUUUUGUAUUUAACAUACGUUCAAUGAGAUAUUUUUGUAAUGAAAUUCGUUUACCAUUAAAUGAAGAUAUUCAACAUACAUUCAAUAGUCUUCAAAAUAAUCAAAUUAUUUCUUAUGUUAAUUAUUUUCCUGAGGCAGGACACAGUGAAUAUCACAUUUAUUCAUAUCCAUAUAAAUUAAAAUUUUAUAGAAAUAUUACAAAUAAUUUUCCAGGUGGAUUAUUUAAAUAUGUUACUGAAGUGUCACUAUUUGAUGAACAACCUUUUGAACAUGAAUUCUUUCUUCAAAUUCAAAAAUCAUUUCCAUUUAUGAAAGAAUUAACUGUAAUUAAUCAAAAACCACAAAACAAAAAACAAUGUCAAAAUUUCAAAAAUUACGAUCAAAUUUUAUCAAUUAUCAAAUAUCCUCAUCUUACUCUACUUAAUCUAGAUUGUGUUCAUGAUGAUUAUAUUGAACAAUUUUUGUUUGAUACGAAAAUGUGUUUGUCGAAUAAUCUUUAUCUUAUUAUUGAUUAUCAAUCACUAGCAAGAGUGACACACAAUUUUCAAAGAAAUAUAACACGAAUCAAUUGUGCAAAGUUGCGUUAUUUACGUCUGCAUGGUGAAUGUACGAUUCUUAAACAUAUUGAUUCAUAA
Rotaria sordida is the source of this 1260-nucleotide messenger RNA. Lineage: Eukaryota; Metazoa; Rotifera; Eurotatoria; Philodinida; Philodinidae. The record is from the annotation of a GenBank genome assembly.